GAUUAACCUCGUCUGUGGUUUCGAAAUGUCAAAAUUUAGACUAGUAAAUAAAUUUCGAUCAAUCAAUCCUCCAGAUUAAUCGAGAAAUAAAUAAUAUAAAACAGUUUCAACCAUGGCAAAUGAAGUCGAAGAUACCUUAAAACGAAUUCAAUCUCAUAAAGGUGUUGUAGGAAUAAUUGUUGUGAAUUCUGAAGGCAUACCAAUAAAAACAACACUUGACAAUACUACCACUGUACAAUAUGCAGGUCUAAUAAGUUCAUUGUCAGACAAAGCUAGGAGUGUUGUAAGAGAUUUAGAUCCAUCUAAUGAUUUAACUUUCCUUCGCAUAAGAUCUAAAAAACAUGAGAUAAUGGUGGCACCCGACAAAGAGUUCAUUCUGAUGGUUAUACAGAAUCCAACUGAUUGAUGUUACAUAUUUUCUGAGAUACUGUGCACUUAAUAGGAGUAUGAGUUAACACUUUUUAUUAUAAUUUAUAGUAUUAAAAAUAAACCUCUUUUAAAUUAA
Messenger RNA from Coccinella septempunctata (seven-spotted ladybird), 505 nucleotides. RefSeq names its product dynein light chain roadblock-type 2 (gene robl). Gene Ontology annotation, cellular component: centrosome; cytoplasm; cytoplasmic dynein complex. The transcript has 3 exons. Bases 113 to 406 code for a protein of 97 amino acids. Gene Ontology annotation, biological process: microtubule-based movement. The record is from RefSeq and is a predicted model, not a curated record. NCBI's taxonomy places the organism in Eukaryota, Metazoa, Arthropoda, Insecta, Coleoptera, Coccinellidae. Gene Ontology annotation, molecular function: dynein intermediate chain binding.